AUGGCCGACAUCGCCGACAUACUGAUGGGAGAUUACAAGAAGCGCAUAAGAGAUGGUACCGGGCCGGGACUCGUGCAACCUGCAAUCCCAUCUACCACCAAUUUUGAGUUGAAGGGUCACAUCCUCGCACAACUAAAAGACAUUCCAUUCCAUGGAAAGGAGCAUGAAGAUGCUUACAAGCAUAUUGAAGAAGUUAUGGACAUUGCUGACUAUUUCCACAUGCCAAAUGUGCCUCGCGAUACUGUUUUACUACGGAUGUUACCGGUUACAUUCAAAGGAUCCGCGAAGGAAUGGUUGAAAUAUUUACCCCCCGGAUCCAUUACAACAUGGCAAAAGAUGCGCGAGGAGUUCAUUGACCAAUUUUGUCCACCUUCUAAGAUUGCAAAAUUGAAGAAAGCAAUUGCUAACUUUGAGCAAUUCCCGGGAGAAUCACUUUAUGAGGCGUGGGAGAGAUAUAAGGGGUUAAUAAGAAAUUGCCCUCAAAACGACCUAAACGUGCAAAAAGAGGUUUCCAUCUUUUAUGAUGGCAUGAACGUCACAACGAGGCAAUUACUAGACUCCCAAGGACCCCUCACGAAGAAAGCACCAGCUGUCAUUAAAACAUUGGUAGAAGAAUUCUCCAAUCAUUCAAGAGAAUACCAUAAUCCAAGGAACGAUACAGCUAGAGGCGUGGUUAACUCAGUUUCCGAUGACAUGGUAGCAAUGAUGGCCAAACUAGAAAGUAUGGAUCGUAGGAUGACAAAGAUGGAUCAAUCCAUCCAUGCCAUAAGGGUGGGUUGUGACAAUUGUAGCGGUCCCCAUCUUACUAAGGAUUGUGAUCUUGAUGAGAACGGCAACCGAAAGGCACAACCCAAGAAGAAAUGGCUCCCCUAUGACGAGUACAAGAAGGCAAAGGAGGAGAAGUAUAGGCAAAAAGCACGCGGGUUUUACCAAAAAGAAGAACCAGUGCAAGAGAAGAAGACGGAUCUUGAAGCUAUGUUAACUCGAUUCGUUAGUGCUUCCGAAAAAAGGCAUGACGAAUCCGAUGCAGCCAUUAGAGAUCAACAAAAGAUGAUGAAGGAGCACCAAAAAAUGAUGAUGGAUCAACAAACUCUGCUCCAGAAUCAGCAAGCUUCAAUUUUGAACAUUGAAAACAGCUUGGGCAACUUGCCAAGCAAUUCAAUGAAAGAACACCGGGUGGGUUUCCUAGUGACACGGAAAAAAAUCCAAACGGCACGCACAUUAACAUAG
Molecule: messenger RNA, 1230 nt
Organism: Lactuca sativa (garden lettuce)
Lineage: Eukaryota; Viridiplantae; Streptophyta; Magnoliopsida; Asterales; Asteraceae
Source: RefSeq, a predicted model, not a curated record